Hermetia illucens (black soldier fly) is the source of this 531-nucleotide messenger RNA. It is a transcript of the gene Tbca, whose product is annotated as tubulin-specific chaperone A. Gene Ontology annotation, biological process: tubulin complex assembly; post-chaperonin tubulin folding pathway. The record is from RefSeq and is a predicted model, not a curated record. Gene Ontology annotation, cellular component: cytosol; microtubule cytoskeleton. The transcript is spliced from 3 exons. Bases 171 to 503 code for a protein of 110 amino acids. Gene Ontology annotation, molecular function: beta-tubulin binding. NCBI's taxonomy places the organism in Eukaryota, Metazoa, Arthropoda, Insecta, Diptera, Stratiomyidae.
AAUGAGUGGAAUGAAUUGUCAAUUCCAGUUCGCAUUAUUUACAUUCAUCGUUUUCUCAUUACCGGCGCGCGGUGAGGUCUUCUUUGUGACUCAUUAGUGAACGAACAGACUAGACUUUGUCGUUACUUGGAACAAAACAAAUUCAUAAUCGUUGUUGAGAUUCCAGGAAAAUGGCAGAUCCUCGUUUGAAACAGUUGACGAUAAAGACAGGUGUGCUGAAAAGACUAGCCAAGGAGAAAAUAUCGUACGAAAAGGAGGCGGAACAACAAAAAGUGCGUGUUGAAAAGCUGAAAGCAGAGAAUGGUGACGAGCAUAUGAUCAAGAAACAGGAGGAGGUCUUGCAGGAGUCGCUUAUGAUGCUGCCUGAUUGCCAGAGGAGAUUAACCAAAGCAUUUGCCGACCUGGAUGAAUUGCUCAAAAACGAAGAAGAAUUGAAAGAAACAAAAGAGUAUGAAAACGCAUUAGCUGUGAUUGAGGAGGCAAAGGUCACCAUGGCCGCUUAAUAUCAGAAUUUUAACUUUAACAACAUAA